This is a messenger RNA of Pogona vitticeps (central bearded dragon), 3985 nucleotides long. Lineage: Eukaryota; Metazoa; Chordata; Lepidosauria; Squamata; Agamidae. The record is from RefSeq and is a predicted model, not a curated record.
UUAGAUGUGACGCCACAGCUUGUCCAGGAAGGGACUCUUACUGGAUGUUUAACACGUCCAGAGAAACAGACAGGUCUCAAAAGGGGCUUAAUUCUUUUCCCCCUGCCUUAAAAAAAGGGAAAGAAAUAUGUGUAACUUUUCUUGGAAGAUUUGUCUGGGAAUUUGGAUGUUUGUGCUACUUGAAUGGCAUGUUCAAGCAUUUGCAGAUGAACCCAAUUUACCUGCAGAGAACAUAGAAGCUAAGGAAACUACACCAAAUCUCCCACCUGAUGGCUGGCAAUCAAUUAGAAGCCAUUCCCAGUUCCUGGAUUCUAAGCAUCUUCUUGAUUUCAGGGAAUUUGAGAAAUUCAACAAGCGCUUGUUGUUCCGAAAGAAGAGAUCAAUUUUCUUUCCAACUGGAGUUAAAAUAUGUCCAGAUGAAUCUGCUGAACAAGCUAUUGCCAACCAUCUGAAAUACUUUAAACUUAGAGUGUGCCAGGAGGCAGUAUGGGAAGUCUUCAAAACUUUCUGGGAUAGGCUUCCUGGACAUGAAGAAUACCAGAAGUGGCUCAACUUAUGUGAGGAAGAAACUAUGAGUAUAUUUGAGAUGGGCACCAACUUCAGUCAGUCUGAGGAGCAUCAAAGCCUCAUAACAAAGAAACAGUCCUAUGCUAAAGAAGCAGUGGGUGGUUCCUGCAAUGACUGGUCCUGUGGUACUGGGGUAUCAACAGCUUCUCCACCUGGUGAUGCUACCACAUUAAGAGAUGCAGCUGCCAAUGUUCCACCACCUGAUGUGGUUUCAAUUGAGAGUCCCACAGAUAUAAUCACUGACAAGACAGAAGACAUCGAAGCCAACAAUGAGAUAAAGCAAGAUGAAAAAUUGCUGAAACCAUCUCCUGAACAAAUGGUUGAAUUCAGUAUUCUUCUCCCUGAAGAAAAAUAUACCAAUGAGCUGAGUGACCCCUCUACUGAAGAGUACCAACAACUUUCUCUACAGUUUAUUUCAGAAAUUCAAAAGGCAUAUGAGGAACUGCCUGGAUACAAGAAGAUUCAUGUGACUAAAUUCAGGCCUCCUCAGGAAGACAGUGGUGUGGAGGUUCUAUACACUGUGAUUUUUGAUGGGGAAGCUAUCAGCAAUGCUACUUGGGACUUGAUUAACCUUCAGUCCAACAAAGUGGAAGACAACUCCUUUCUAGAGAUUGAAGAUAACCCAACUGUUGUUUACACAAUCAGUGACUUCAGACAUUUUAUUGCCGAAAUUCUUCAUAAGAACUCGUUACUUGAGAAUGCCUCAUUAAACUUGAAUCCUGAGUCUCUUCAGCUUAUUAAUGUAAAAGAAGUGGUCACGUCUAUAACAGAAGACCCAACCCAGAUUACUACUCAGCCUAUUGAUUAUGAUCAUGCCGUGGUGUCCGAAUGGCCAUCUGCAGAUGAAUCAACUGUAAGCAACAUCUUGCCACUUGAUUUCACAAGGCCAGGUUUUAUCUUUGAUACUGAUCAAUAUAAUGGGAAUGAAAUCUGGUUAAGACCUGAUUCAGAUUUCUUGAACCCUGAAAGCAAUUUCAGUUCAACACCCAAAGCGACUUCCCAUUCAAAACCUGGCAUCACCAUUCCAUCAGAUGAUCUGCUUUUUGUGGAUGGAAAACAGCUGCAUUCUGUCACACCAUCAGCAUUAGACACUGAUGACUCUGUGGACCUGGAAAACAUUUCUGAUUUCUCUUUGCUGGAAGAUGCACUUGAAGAUGCUAAGGAGUCAGAAGGUUUGCUUUUGCCUUCAGGUCCUACCCAUCACACUGUGCCAAAAGAAAUUUCACCCACAACUGAUUCUGUGAUUCCUCUCACUCCUGUACCACCCAUGGCCUCUGUAUCAACCAUACAGCCUAGCACUGAGGAACUAUUGUCUACAAGUUUUGUAGAAGAGGAAACCCGGCAACCUUAUAUCUAUAUAGAAGAUGACAAUAUUGAUUACUUUGGUUCUGGUUCAGGGCAUGAGCCACAAACAAACACAUGGCCUUGGUAUACAUCUACAUUGGAAAUGGAAGGAUCGGGUAUGUAUGAUUAUAAGGAAACAAAUUUUAUAUUGGAAUCCUCGAAAGAUUAUGAAUCUAAAGACCUAUUAGAUGAAGUCAUAUCCCAGCCAUCUUUGGAAACAGAAGACACUUCGAUAGAAAAUAUUCUUGCUACAUCUACUGAAAUGUAUGACACGAUACAAUUCCAAGAUUCCAGGGAGGAUCUGCAAAUCAUUUCUGAAGUAACUGAAAGCCAAGACCAAUUAAAAACAGAGCAGUCAGCAACUGAUUCUCUACAAAUAGCUAUUACAAUAAGACAGACAGAUAGUAGCUCUCAAGGAGCUGGAUUGGAGAAACCAGAAAUAACUUUAACAACAGAUCCUUCUGUACAAAGUCCAGUGACUGAUAGUUUUACAGUGGUACAGCUAAUUCCUGAUUCAACAACACAUGAGGCCACUGGCUCAAUUGUUCUAAAACCUGUUGUUACUCCUCCUGUGGAAAGUGCCACUCUUCAACCUGUACAUGAAGUCAUGACUUCAGUAGCAUCACCUAGUUUUGAAAUUUCAAGUGUGGUUCCUUUCUUCAUCAAAGUGAUAACUCGUUCUAGUGACUUCACCAAGGAGGUCACUGCAACACAUGCCACUAAUACUCCAAGCAGCUUUGACAGUGAACUCAGCUCUUCAGCAACUGCGGCCAUAACAGAGUAUUCUCUCCAUGCUCUCUCUCACAUGCCUACCACAGAGCCAACUGCGUUUCAGCCUACAGUUAUCUCAACUGAUUUGGAGAAAAACCUGAUCACAAAAGAACUGGAAGUUACAGAACAGGACCACACUGGCACAGCAUAUUACCCUUCUGAAAUGACCCAGGAAGGAAGCAUGACAGAUAGUCGUAUGGAGUUGUCUACAAGUGCCCAUUCUACAGAGAUGGCCAGCGUAGCUGGGGCUACUCAUGAAAAUCUCAGCAAUGUUACUGUUCCUGCACGUGCUUUAGUGGUAUUUUUUAGUCUUCGCGUUACCAACAUGAUGUUUUCUGAGGACUUGUUUAAUAAAAAUUCCCCUGAAUACAAAGCUCUGGAACAGAGAUUCUUAGAACUGUUGGUUCCUUAUCUACAGUCAAAUCUAACAGGCUUCCAAAAUCUAGAAAUUCUGAAUUUCCGAAAUGGUAGUAUUGUGGUGAACAGCCGAAUGAAAUUUGCAAAACCUGUGCCUCGUAAUGUCACUAAUGCCGUAUACUUGAUCCUGGAAGACUUUUGCAACACUGCUUACCAGACUAUGAACCUAGCUAUUGACAAGUACUCGCUUGAUGUAGAAUCAGGAGAACAAGCAGAUCCUUGCAAGUUUCAAGCAUGUAACGAGUUCUCUGAAUGUCUGGUGAAUCAGUGGAGUGGAGAGGCUGAGUGUGUCUGUUAUCCUGGGUAUCUGAGCAUCGAUGGAUUGCCUUGUAAUAGCAUUUGUGAUCUGCAACCUGACUUUUGUCAAAAUGAUGGUAAAUGUGACAUAAUUCCAGGACAAGGGGCAAUAUGUAGAUGUCGUGUGGGUGAAAACUGGUGGUACAGAGGAGAACACUGUGAAGAGUAUGUCUCUGAGCCUCUUGUUGUGGGUAUCGCAAUUGCUUCAGUAGCAGGUUUCCUUCUUGUAGCAUCCGCUGUCAUUUUCUUCCUGGCCAGAACCCUUCGAGAGCAGUACUCAAAGAGUGAAAUUGAGGACUCUCUAGGGCAAGGAGAUAGUCUUUCAUCCAUUGAAAAUGCAGUGAAAUACAACCCAAUGUAUGAGAGUGAUGCUACUGGACAGAGCCACUAUUAUAGGAGAUAUCCUCAGCUCACUUCAUAUAGCUCAACAAGCAAUGAGACAUCCACUGAGUACAGCAGCGAAGAGAUCAGGCACAUUUAUGAACAUAGUGAGCUAACUAAGGAGGAGAUUCAGGACAGAAUACGGAUUAUAGAACUUUACACCAAAGACCGACAGUUUGCAGAGUUUGUACGACAGCAUCAAAUGUGA